Molecule: messenger RNA, 555 nt
Organism: Lottia gigantea (owl limpet)
Lineage: Eukaryota; Metazoa; Mollusca; Gastropoda; Lottiidae
Exons: 2
Source: RefSeq, a predicted model, not a curated record
UUACUGUACCGGGUAGUCAAUUUACUAAUUACUGUACUGGGUAGUCAAUUUACUGCUUACUGUACCGGGAAUUCAAUUUACUGCUUACUGUACCGGAAAGUCAAUUUAUUACUUACUGUACUGAGUAGUCAAUUUACUACUUACUGUACCGAGUGGUCAUUUUACUACUUACUGCACCGGGAAGUCAAUUUACUAAUUACUGUACUGAGUAGUCAAUUUACUACUUACUGUACCGAUCAAUUUACUACUUACUGUACCGGGAAGUCAAUUUACUAUUUACUGUACCGGGAAGUCACUUUAAUACUUACUGCACCGGGAAGUCAAUUUACUACUUACUGUACCGGGAAGUCAAUUUAUUACUUACUGCACCGGGAAGUCAAUUUACUGCUUACUGCACCGGGAAGUCAAUUGACUACUUACUGCAACGGGAAGUCAAUUUACUACUUACUGCACCGGGAAGUCAAUUUACUACUUACUGUACCGGGUAGUCAAAUUUUUUGGUUCAACCUGAUUUGGCAGAGAGGUAAUUAUUUAAUUUCAAUUGAAAUAUUUUAA